AUGUCGGGAGCAGGAGCUCCCAUGAUCCCGGCGUUGUCGAUCCCAAACAGCAACGACAUGAACAACCAAAGAAAUAACAAGCAAGAAGAGAUCGAGAUGACCGUAUCGCCCGUCCUGUCACUGGCGACUCCCGCGCAGGCAACCGCCUCGCCGGCCGGACCCCCGAGCGAGGUCUCACUUGGAGGGCGUUCGUCUGCAUCGUCAGCACCAUAUCCUUCGGGAGGAGCAAACUCAAAGAUGUUUGGUCCUUCGGGGCAAAUCGAGGUGGUUCCCACGCCGCCGCCCGUCGUCCAGCCGACGCAAGAGUACUGGGACGAGAAGAUCUGCCUCGAGGCCGAGUACAACCCGGACCACAGCCUGCCCGAGUCGACCGACAGCGCCACCCUCACCCGCCCGCCCAUGGGCCUUCCGUAUCCCAACACCAACAACGACAAGACGGCAGCGGCACCCUCUGACGUCAAGACGGCGGGGCUCAGGAGGUCGGCCAGCAGCGCUUCCAUCGUGGCCGAGCCGGCACCGGCCUACAAGUCGUACAGCGAGGCCGAGGUGGCGCAGAUGGCGGCCACUUACCGCGGCGAGGCCGGCGUGACGCAGGCCGACGUCCCCAAGCCGAUCGACAGGCCUUUCAUCUUUGGCUACCCGCGCAAGAAGGUCAUCUACGGCGCGGGUGCGGCGGCGGCGGUCAUACUGCUGAUCAUCAUCAUCGCGGUGGCGGUGGCAGUGAACGCGGCAAAGAACAACCAGGGAGGGGGCGGGGUCUUGGAAAAGGGCCGGAUCGCAGCCAUGAACUGGACCGAGAGCAACGGAGUCGCACACGAGGCGGUGGUGUACCAGUCCCGCGACAACAGCAUCAUGCUUUCGGCGCGGGACACUCUCAGCAACGCGUGGAAGGUGUUCAACGUGACUAAGGACAUCAUGACCAAGACGGGUCUGACGACGCUGGAUGUGCUGUCGGGCAGCCCCUUCGCGGCCGUGUCCAACAACUACCAGCAAAACAUCUACUACCUCAACUCGAAGCGCGAGAUCCAGGAGCUCUACUGCAUGGUUGCCAGCGUCGACAGCUGGAACGUGGGCAUUUUGGGCUCCAAGAUCAAGGCCGUUGCGGCCGAGGGGUCCCGCAUCGCCUCGACGCGCCAGCUGUGCUCAAACUGCACCCGCAGCCUGUUCGUGGCGUGGCAGGACAACUCGACAAACAGCGUCCAUCUGGCCAACUUCACAGGCGACACCUGGACCGACUCGGGCAGCAUCUACGACUCGGCCGCUCCGGGAACCGCCCUGUCAAUGUCUACGUUUACCGACUUUCGAGGCACCGGAACCUACGGAACCGAUACAAACGCCCUGCGGCUGUACUUGGCCUCGGGCUCGAACCUGGUGGAGAUGCUCAAUGGGCCUCUGAACAACUUUGGAUGGGCACAGGGCAACUAUGACAAGGCACUCGCCGCCGGCCUGUCGGUCAACCCGUCCCCCGAGAUCGCGAGCAUCACGUACGGCGCCAACGGGUGGUUCAACAACCUGCUGUCGUACACGGACACGCGCAACCAGCUCAUGUCGGCAAUCUGGCGAGGCGACACGUGGAGCAUCCAGUCGGCCUCCAUCUCGAAUUUUGACGGCGGCAAGUCGGACGGCAAGACGGCACAGUGGCAGUCCCUCGCCGCCACCCAGACCAUGACCCUGUAUGGUCUGUCGGGAGGUCGCAUCCAUCAGCUCACCUCGUCGGCUUCGAACCCUUUCUUGUGGACUUGGGCUGGUACCGUCAAGACUGCGUGAACGAAAAAAACAAACAAAACGACAAAAAAAAAAAAAUUCCUGCAAGGGAGUCAUUUUAUAGAUUGGGAUUUGUUUUAUUUUCCUUUUCUUUUUUUUUUUUCUUUUUUUUCUUUUUUUUUUUCUCUCUUUUUUUUUACGGGCCUAAACGAAA
Messenger RNA from Pyricularia grisea, 1918 nucleotides. RefSeq lists its product as uncharacterized. The record is from RefSeq and is a predicted model, not a curated record. The transcript is spliced from 2 exons. The coding region runs from base 1 to 1767 and encodes 588 amino acids. Lineage: Eukaryota; Fungi; Ascomycota; Sordariomycetes; Magnaporthales; Pyriculariaceae.